GUGACGACUGCGAUUGCGAGAUGUCGACACCUUGCAAAUCAAUACAGAAUUUUUAGUUUUACAAUGACGUCAUUAUUUUGAGACAAUUUGCAACAAUUUAAACAAACCCACCGACCCGGUUAUCGCGAAACAAGUGUGUAAACGGACCGUCCACCAUUCGAAUAUGUAUCAGAUGGAGAACAAUCCGCAAUCCGAAGAUGUGAUCAUAUAACCUCUUUUCUAUUUGAAUUGGGUAACAUUAGCUGGUCAAAAUUGAGGGAAAAAUAGCUAGGAUGCCGGAACAGAGCAACGACUACCGGGUUGUGGUGUUUGGAGCCGGUGGCGUUGGCAAAAGUUCCCUGGUAUUGAGAUUUGUCAAAGGUACAUUCAGGGAGAGUUACAUCCCAACUAUUGAGGACACCUAUCGACAGGUAAUAAGCUGCAACAAGAACAUCUGCACACUGCAGAUAACAGACACCACAGGCUCUCAUCAGUUUCCAGCGAUGCAGAGACUGUCCAUAAGUAAAGGCCAUGCUUUCAUCCUGGUCUACUCAGUGUGCAGCCGCCAGAGUUUGGAGGAGCUCAAACCCAUCUGGGAGGUAAUCAAGGAGAUUAAAGGCCCUGACACCAGCCAAAUUCCGAUCAUGUUAACCGGGAACAAGUGCGACGAAAGUGCGGAGCUCCGCGAGGUGACAACAUCGGAGGGACAGGCUCAGGCGGCCGAGUGGGGCAUAAGCUUCAUGGAGACGUCGGCGAAGACCAAUCACAACGUCAAGCAGCUCUUCCAGGAGCUCCUGAAUCUGGAGAAGAGUCGCAACGUGAGCCUCCAGGUGGGCGGUAAGGCCAACAGCCGUGUCGCUAAAGACAAAUGCGAUCUGAUGUAAUUCGUUGUCCUCGACGUCGACUUUUGUUUUUGGUGCUAAACUAGUUGUCGAGAGACGUCGUCCGCACGUUUUGCGGACGGCGUUCAGACAUUUUUGGAGCGACACGUCCGGGCUACGUUACCGAAUUUCCCACUGUGACGUUGCCACGGAUCGCCCAAGGGUUUGUCCUGUUUUAAUCUUUUCACCACCGUCACAUCGUCGCACAUAUUGUCUACGUUUUCUCGACCAAGCUGGUUAUGGAGGUUGGCCGGGCAAGUGGGAAGAUGAUUUAUUGGUAGAAUGUUGGGCUGUAUUCUUUCUAUAGCAUACUUAGUCGUUGGUUUGUUGAGGUUUGUUGCCGCCCGACGGUAGAGGGUUAGCCCGUUGUCAGGCUUUUAAGGGGUCCAAUAUUUUUAAGGGAACAAAUUUGGAAAGUGGCGCAUACACUAAUUUGAAGACUGCAAAACUAAUUGGCUUUAAUACUUAACUGUGCACGUUUUUUUGGAUGCAAAAUUUUCAGUUUUGAAUAGCUUUUUAUUAGUCUGUAACACAUUACUUCGACAAUAAAUUAUAAUACUUAAAUUUUGGAUAUUCCAAAUGAAAAUGAAAAGUAUAUAACCUACUUUCUGAUUGACUGAGCUUCUAGAUUAUACAUCUGUGUCAUCUAAAGCUCUCUUAAAAAAUUGUUGAUGGUACACUUUUCAGCUACCAAAUAUGGGAUCUUGGUUAGUUCAGUCGUGCCGAAUGGACAACAUGUUUGUUUCUUUAGCUUUGUUAUGGCCAACUUUGCCGUCGUGCUGCAACAAAUCCCCCCAAAAAGCCGGUAAUCUUCGGAUCAUUUGACGAUUAUAGACGUUCGUCGUCGAAGACGAAUCUAUUAUUGGAUCUGGAACAUAUCCAACUCUAAUUGGAAUAUUAUAAUGAUCAUAAGUAAUGAAGGGACAUGGUGUUAACUGUUUUAAGUCGCGUCCUUCAUUACUUGGUGUAAUACUUCAAAUGAUAUGCUUGGAUCUCGUCUCAGACUUGCACGUUGUUCUACUCUCAAUGUAUCCUUUAAAAUGUUGAACAAUGCCGAAAGUAACGAACAAAUGAUGUUGUUUCAUUCGUUUUUAAAUCUUGUUGACUGUUAUUGAUGAAGUGCCCAUCUGUGGACAAUAUUAUUAGCUAAUUCUUAAACAUAAUCCCGUCACAAACACUUGUACAUAAUUUCACUUUGGCACUUGCUCGGCUCACUGAGUCAGUAGCAUUUUCGAUGACGAAUUUUCUAUUCAAAUUCCCAUUUAGUUCUGAUAUAUAAUAUUUCGACAGCAAUGAAGGUCAUCAUUAAGGAUAGAAUACUGACGGAGUAAAUAACCCACGAUUAGUUUAUUAGUAUUAGUACUCCCAGAAAAUAGAAAAUACGUCCAUCGUCCAGCAUUUACCAUUGAACAUUCCAAACUGACUCAUUGAAUUAAUAAUGUUUUUGAUGUUAUGCAACUUACAUCAUUUACUUAUUGGCACUGAUAUUGAUUGUUUAAUUCACAUGAUCAUAUCCUGUUUCCAAUUGUUAUUCACGUGUUCGGGUGUUCCAAAUUCUUAAUAAAAUCGAGCGAAACACCUCGGCGUUGUAACAGUUUUCCAUUAGUCGAGCUUUGGAACGCCCCGCAGCGAAAAAAAUUUAAAACAACGCAGACGGGUCCAUCCUUCAGAUCUUGUUGUAACGAAGGACAGUAAAACUCGGUUUUUACUGAACGAUUAUUAACAUUAUACAUAUGUCAGUCACAAUAGCAUAUCAGUAAUAGUAGUGAAAAAAAACGAAUAUAGAAAUUCUAGUUAUUAAAUAUAUACAUAUAAACUUGUUCUUAAGGCUGCGUCCAUCGUUGUACUUCAAGCCUUAACAGGUCGGAUUUGGUGAUUAGUUGCAAAACUAGAGUAAUUUGGAAGAACUGGUUGGUGUUAAGUAAAGGGGCCAAACCAAUUACAACAUAUCAGUCUUUUUGUCUCUACAUAGUCCCAUAUUUUUGGAUACUUUUCCUAAUAUCAAAACAUAUAUGCAGUGCCAUAAAAAUAUCAGACAUAUUACUUAUUUUUUUUUUAAUAUUUGGUUGUUUACUGGAAUAUUUAGCAGCGAAGUACAAUGAUGGACCGUUGAAAUUAUUAGACUGGGUGCUAAGCAAAACAUUGUUUGUUAUUAUAAAAAUUUGUUAUAUUCACGCUUUAUAGUGUUCACUAUAUGAACUGCAAUUGUGAUCAAUUUAUAAUACAUAUAUAUUUAUGCAACGAAUAUAAAAAAAUAAUUACUAGCAAAAAAAAUUUACUCAAAAAUAUUUUGUCUUUUUGCUCUGUAGAAGCCACAACUACGAUUUUUGCAUUUUCAAACUGCAAAAAUGCUUUUAUUAGCAUGAAGAAGAGGUUACAGAUUUUACUACGUUUAUUAUCGAAUUACGCUGUUAUCUGCUGUCUGUUAAAAAUCAGCCCCGUUCUCAUGAAAACUUAUUUAAACCCUUAAUUUUAUCUUAUAUUUCAGUUCUAUUACAAAUUAUGCGGACAAUCGUAAUUUAAAUUUUAAUUUUAGGGGGGCUGCUGUAAAUGGACUUGUUGUUUCACUGUUGAACUAAAGUCUGUCACCUUUGCAACAAAAAAAAAUUGUUAUUAUAUAGUGAACGUAAGGAUCCAAUUUGUAUACCUGUAGAUUAUUUACUUAUUACUGAUAGUUUGAAGAACAAUGAUAGCUUUAAAUUUAUUAUUUUAGCUCAAUUUUGUGUCCAAUAAGAGUCGGGUCGAUUCUUAAUUAACUGGAAUUAACAACGGUCAACUCUCUUUCUGUAAUCUGAUGAAGAUUUAUCAUUAUUUUAUGUGUUAAGGAUUGUUCGACUCUUACUGGCCCAUUUUUACAUGACUGGCAAUACCUGUAAAUACGAAAACCUCCUCUUUUCGUCUAUCUUGAAGCUCUCGUCCAUCGAUCAAGUCAAAGAUUAGACCGAACACUUUAUGUUAAUUUCAGUGCCAAAAUUUUUAUUCGCACAUUUCGAUAAUCAUCCACACGAGCCCCUCCCACGAACCCUUGUUCGUUUCCCACGUCGAAUUUUUGACUUUGAUGUGCGUUUGUGCUUCGAUUUUAAGUCCAUUAGAGUUAGCGAAUAUUAAUUGUAUGGAAGUUGUAAUAUGUAAAAUCCAGAACGGUCAGUAUUGAACAAUAUCGU
Aethina tumida (small hive beetle) is the source of this 4024-nucleotide messenger RNA. RefSeq names its product GTP-binding protein Di-Ras2-like. NCBI's taxonomy places the organism in Eukaryota, Metazoa, Arthropoda, Insecta, Coleoptera, Nitidulidae. The record is from RefSeq and is a predicted model, not a curated record. Gene Ontology annotation, biological process: signal transduction. The transcript has 3 exons. Gene Ontology annotation, cellular component: plasma membrane. The coding region runs from base 273 to 863 and encodes 196 amino acids. Gene Ontology annotation, molecular function: GTPase activity; GTP binding; GDP binding.